AUGUGCCUCACCAUCCCGUCGCGUGUGUCACCCCAUCCUCAGCCGCUCAUUGGUUUCAAACAUUACCGCCCCUCUUGGCAGUUAGCCUCUGCUACAAAAUACAACCUUCGCUACACUCUCGUGUUUACCGGGCCAGCCACCGCACCCAAACGAAUCGCCUUAUAUCAGAGGCAACAGCAGCAGCCCGUCAUCACGAUCCCCCUUCACCUCCUCGCCUGCGCACAGCCCGCGCCUUCCGUGUGGCACUGCUCUGGCGCACCUGCCUCGCCUCCCCUCCCUGCUGCUCCCCUUGCCGCCCUCCUUGCUGCUGUUUCUGCUGGCGCUGCCGGUGGUAGCACUGCCGGUGGUAACACUCCUGGUGGUAACGCGGCGGGUAGAGACACUGCAAGUGGCAUCACUGUGAGCGGUACCAGUGGCAUUGGUUUCUCUGCUGCGGUGGUGGGCGCUGGGAGCAGCAGCAUGGGCGCGUUAUCUCAAGCCAAGGCGUUCUACGCUGGUGAGCACAGUGGGGGUGGGGUGGGCACGCCACCCCUCACCCCGCCAAGAGGCACACUGGUGGUGUCCACUUGUGAGGACCCUCAGAACCGCCUUCUCUUUGCCCUCCCGUGCACCCCGCCAGUCCCCUCGGCGCUCACGCCGGUGCUCUACCCCACUGCGGCCGCCCAGCUGGGCGGAGCAGCCAAGGGAGGCGCCACUGUCUCUGUCUCCUCCACCAAUGCUCUCGCCAAGAUCAACUACCUCAUCAUCGUACUCAACCCCACUCAACCCCUCCGGUUGGUCAAGGUCUCCCUCUCACCCCCCUCCUCCGCCUCUCCCUCCACCUCCUCCUCCACCUCCUCCACCUCCUCCUCCACCUCCUCCACCUCCCCUCUCUCCCUCGCCUGCACGUGGGUCGCCCCACUCCCCUCGGUGUGGGUCUGCCGAGGAACAGCCAUGGCGGCGCAGGUCUCCCCAGCAGCCAAGGCGGUGGCAGCGCUGCCAGCACUGCCUGCAGGGGCGAGGAGUGCAUGUGUGGUUGGAGUGAGUGUGGGAGGGGGGGUCGCUGCAACCCAAGCGGCACAGGGGGCGUUGGUGCGAGUGGACUUUUGA
This is a messenger RNA of Closterium sp. NIES-65, 1089 nucleotides long. Lineage: Eukaryota; Viridiplantae; Streptophyta; Zygnematophyceae; Desmidiales; Closteriaceae. The record is from the annotation of a GenBank genome assembly.